GUGAGGGGCGGGAGAGCGCGGCGCCGCGGCGGGGAGCCCCCGGCGCUGCCCGCCCAGCAUGCUGCGCAAGGCUGAGGUUUUGAACAGCUGUUGCACUCUGAAUCCAAAGCUUCCAGAAAGCCAUGAGGUACCUGAUGACUUCACUGGGUUCUAGAGCUGCUCUUAAAUCCUAAUGUCACUGCCUCUAAAUGACUUCACUUGGAAAUGGAUAAAUCAGCAAGAUCUCCAAGCAAGGUGGAAAGACAUGACAUGAAUACCCUGAGUUUACCACUUAACAUCCGCCGUGGAGGUUCUGAUACCAACCUGAACUUUGAUGUACCAGAUGGGGUCCUAGAAUUUCACAAAGUCAAACUCAAUGCAGAUAGCUUGAAACAGAAAAUCCUCAAAGUUACAGAGCAAAUCAAGGUUGAGCAAACAGCUCGAGAUGGAAACGUGGCUGAGUAUUUGAAACUGGUGAACAGUGCAGAUAAGCAACAGGCUGGGCGCAUUAAGCAAGUCUUUGAGAAAAAGAACCAGAAAUCUGCCCACUCCAUUGCCCAGCUGCAGAAGAAAUUGGAACAGUAUCACAAAAAGCUCAAGGAUAUUGAACAAAAUGGAUCUUCCAAAGCUACCAAGGAUACUUCCAAAGAUAACUUGAAAGACGUUCAACAUGGAAAGUCUCGUAGCAGUGGGCACGGAACAGAGAGCAGCAAGUCGGGUGUGCCGGGUGUAUCUCUGACACCACCUGUCUUUGUUUUCAGCAAGUCUAGAGAGUUUGCCAACCUGAUCCGAAACAAAUUUGGUAGCGCAGACAACAUUGCUCAUCUCAAAAAUACCCUGGAUGAAUUUCGGCCAGAAACGAGUUCUAGAACCUAUGGGGGCAGUGCCACCAUUGUUGCCAAACCAAAAUAUGUUAGUGAUGAUGAAUGCUCAAGUGGGACCUCUGGAUCAGCAGAUAGCAAUGGGAAUACCUCCUUUAGUCCUGCUGUGGCAAGUACCCUGGACAGCCAAGGAAAGCUGUCCAUGAUUUUGGAGGAACUAAGGGAAAUCAAGGAGACACAGUCCCAGUUAGCUGAUGAUAUUGAGAAUUUAAAAGCCCAAUUUAAAAGAGACUAUGGCUUUAUUUCUCAGAUGCUGCAAGAGGAAAGAUAUAGAUAUGAAAGAUUGGAAGACCAGUUAAAUGACCUCACUGACCUUCAUCAACAUGAGACAGCAAACUUGAAACAAGAGCUAGCCAGCAUAGAGGAGAAGGUGGCAUAUCAGGCCUACGAGCGAUCACGAGAUGUUCAGGAAGCCUUGGAAUCAUGCCAGACCCGGGUUUCCAAACUGGAGCUCCAUCAGCAAGAACAGCAAGCACAGCAGUCUGAAACAGUUAAUGCCAAAGUGCUCCUGGGGAAGUGUAUAAAUGUUAUCCUGGCCUUCAUGACUGUCAUCUUAGUCUGCGUUUCUACUAUUGCAAAGUUCAUUGCUCCUAUGAUGAAGAGCCGUUUUCAUAUCAUCUGCACUUUUUUUGCAGUGACACUGCUGGCAAUAUUUUGUAAAAACUGGGAUCAUAUCAUUUGUGCUAUAGAAAGGAUGAUUAUACCAAGAUGAAGCUGUUUGACUGUCUGGGUUUUUUUUUUUUUCUUUUUUCCCCCCUUUUUUCUUCCCCUCACUGUUUUUUAAGCACUGUGUGUAUACAAAUUCUGGUGUAAAUAUAUAAAAGUAUACUUGUUGGCAGUCAGUUGCCUGUUCAACCUGAUUUUGUCUAACUGACUGUAUCUGUGAUUAACUGCUCACUUAAGUCAGUCUUCUGCCUUAAUCCAAAAGGUUUUUCACUUUCCAAACCCAUACCCACAAAAGAUGGUAUGAUGGUCUGGGAGGGAUCCCAGCAACUGCAAGUGUCAGGUGUGCUUUUUACUAGGCUGGAGUGCAAAGAGUGUGAUCAAGAGGGAGUGCCAUAAUGUGUAUCAGCUCUGCUAGAAUGAUAGUUAAUUUUCUCUCUGAAUCCAACUAGAGUGAUAAGCCAAACUAUGCAGUCAUGCGUAUUGAUAGUUCUAGACUCUAAAUUAAUGGGUAUCAUUACAUGGGAUUUUGAGUUUUCAAGAUUAACAGAACUUGAUGCUUCUGCUAGUAACUUUUUGCACAGAGUUUAUUGUUUGUAAAUGAGACCACUGAUGACUACUGACCACAGUUAGCAGUUGUUCUGUGCUGGCACUGUUCCUGAGCACAUUCGGGAAACACAUACAUGUGGCUUAAGACUUCAAAAGAAGGACUGAAUUGAAUUACGAGGUCUCCAGGCAACUUUGCAAAGGAGUUAAGAAGCAAGAAACUGGUAGGUAAGUUGUCAUCCACACCAAAGCACUCACUUGUUCAAGCCCUGCAACCUGCAAGGGGAAAGAAGUACACGGAAAGGCAACAUUGAGGUUAGCCUUUGUUAGCACUGAAUUGUUGGGGUGUUCUGACUGAAUGCAAAGCAUACAGGUGGUGGGACCCUGGGUACAGUGGAUUUCUUUCUUCUGUCAGAUUCAAGAAUGUGGCAGAAACGUAAGGGAACAGCUUCUUAGGGGGAGCAGGGAGUUAAACUGUAAAUAUAGGAACUGUAGACACUCUCAACAAACAUUCCUGAAAAUAAUAUAUUAACAUGCAGUAUCACUACUAGGAGACAGGGUUGGGUUUGUUUUCCCACUAGAAUUUAUUUUGCUUGAUUUAAUAACUGCAAAAAAAUAUCCCUGAAAUAAGCUUGGCUUUCAGCCAUGAUGUAAAACAAGAUCUUUAUUAAAAAUAAACAAGCAAAAAAAAAAAAAAACAAAAAAAAAAAAAACACCACAAAACAAACCACCACAACCAGAAUUCUUCUCCACGCUCCAUUAAGUGAAAAAACAGUGUCUCCAAUUAUUUGAUGUUCAGUGUUAGUAACUGUGAAAAUAAUUGUCAUUACAUAUUUUCUUUUCAGUUGCAGUAUUUUUUAUGCUGGUAUUAUGGGAGGGAGGGCAUAGUUUGAUGUGUAUAUUUCUUUUUAAUCAAGUGCAAUAGUUGGUACAGAAUUUGUGAAGUCCUUAUUCUGAGGAAAGAGAGUGGGUGAGAGGAAGGCAGGGAAGAACUCUGACAUUUUACCACAGUCAGAUAAACAGUGAAUAGUUACUAUUUGUGGCUUCAGAAACUAAAGAAAUGACAGAAUUAACUUAAUAAAUAAUGAUAUAACUCAACAUUUAGAAAAUUCAAUUAAAAUACUUAUAAAUAUUUAAAGAAUUCUUUAUAUAUCCUAAGUCUUUGCACAGAGAAUCAGGAAGGACUGUGCUGGUUUGCAGUCACUGGAAAUGGAUCAGAUCAGGCACACCCAUGUUAUCUUAACCUAGCCCUAUCUCAUCUCAAGUGGGAAGUGGAGUGGAAACCAAAACCAAACAAACAAGAACCCAAACAAGACCAACAACUGCUUCUGAUCCUAAGAAUGCUGUGACUUUUCAUGGUGUUUUCUUGCCAUCUCUGUUAUAAUCUCCAUUCUUCUCUUCAGCUUGCACGGCCAACUUCUGCAUUGGCCUCUUGAGAAAAUAGUUAGUUUAGUAUUUUGUUAAAUGGUUUCAGAAAGGUAGACAUGCAAGAAAGGAAUACCAUGCGUUAAUAAUGUUUACAUAAGAAAAACUCCUUUACCUAUUGCAUGAUUAUACAUUUAUAUAAUCCUCCCAUUGCUAUUUUAUACAGCUGAAAUGUUACAUCAGGUAGCUUCAAGGACAGGCAGGAAAAAGGUUAGUAUUUUUCUUAUAACAAAGGAUGUUGGUGUGGUAAUUCACAUUCCCUUCACACCUGGGAAUGUGAAAGCUUCUGCUCCAAGGGCAUCUUGUUACAACUCUGGAAGAUAACCUCAGUGCAAAAUGAAGGUAGAAUCUAAAAUUUAUGUCUCUACAAAAGAUUGCUCACUAUCUUGACAGAAUCUGACAGGGCCUAAAUUCUAAAUUGGAAACAGGUCUUGCACUUCCAUAUUGGCUUUACAUCUGGUAGAGGACAUAGAAAAAGCUAUAAAGGCUGCAUAACAUUAGUUAUGAAAAUUAAAACAACCUAAUUGGUGAAUGGGUACAUCUCUUCUCUAGGUUAUUUUCUCUGCUGGGUUUAAAUCACUGCAGGAUAUGACACACAUCAAGAAAACAACAAAAAAUGUAAAGUGAAGGGCAAAAGCCUGCUUUUGAGUGAAAUUGUUAUCGUUUUGUACAGAGUGAGACUCUAGUGCCAGGAGCUCUGCCACGCCGAAGGCCACCCAAGGAGGGAGGUCUCCCAUCCUGCCUUCAUCAUCACAUUUCUUACCUUGUGCUAACACUGGUAUGUGGUGAAGUCUUCCAUAUGCCAUGUUAGCUCACUAGACUGGAAGAAAAACCUAAUGAAAGAGGUAGAUGGUUCUCCACAUCCAGAGACUUAAAGGGCUGGCAAAAAGGUCGCAUGAGUAUGAAGCUGGGAUUUUAAGGGAGAUGAGCUUUUUUCUUCUUGUUGCACUGAAUCAUUAGCUAUCCCUAAAACUGGGCUCCAGGCAGACUCUCUGCAGAUUGUUGGGGCAGUUUCAGUGUAGAAAAAUUCUUCCUAACUUUUUCCUACAGGGAACAGAUACAAACAGCCCCAGUAUGUGGUGGGACAGGCUAGCCACCUGUGUCUGUACUCAGGGUCAAGAGAAGGCUGGUGCCUGAACUAGCCAGAGCUGAUGCCUCUGCCAUUAGCUUGAGUAUGGGCAUCACUUCCCCCCUUUAGGCUGGGAUUGUGUGUUUUACAUAUUAGUGUGUGUAUCUGGCCUGCAGUCUGAGCUCUGCUUCCUGUGAAAGUAUGCCUAGGCCAACCCAAAGACCUGCAGUUCUCUGUUCAGCUUCUCAAUCAGUUAACCAUGUUCUGUCAAGAGACCAUUUGCUUUUAUAUUCUCAUACAACACAUCAGACAUUCUUAGGAUACUCCUUACAUCUACUCAUCAUGAGCCUCUAAAACACUCCCACUCAACAAAAAGUUGCCAGACUGUGUCUUUUCUCCUUGGUGCUGCCUGGUACGCAAGUAUUUCACUUCACUUCAGUAGUAGUUCUCUGAUGGAAAAGCCCUUCAAUAAGCUGUUAAUACCUAUUCUACCUGUUUGGCAGCUUUUUGUUUCAAGGUUUCUGGAGAUUUAGUUUCUUAUGGAAGUUAGCACAAUUUUCCUGAUUUCUCCUGUUUCAACAUUCAGGACUACAUGAGGUUUCCUCUAAAAAUUGUCUAAUGGAUCUCUCUGCUAGCUCCAACUCUAUUAUUGUUGAAAGUCCAAUUAGUGAUUGGCAGGACUGAUCAAGACCCAGUUUAAACUCCUCCUUCUUUCUGCUUUAUAUUAUAUGCAUUCAUGCAACUUCUCAUUUUAUUGCAGUCCUGUGAUGUCUAAUUGCUCUGAAUUCUUAGAGAGGCGCUAAAAAAUUUCACUGUAUUUUAGUUUAAUAUCAAAAUGUUUGUGUUAUGCAGUGCCUCUGCUGCAGGACAUCUAUCAAUAUAGAUCUGAUGUCUGCACUCCAGGAAGGAUAUUUAAAAGCCAAUGGUUUUCUGUGAACAAAUAAUGACUGCUUUUCUGGGCAAUAGCAAUGCAAAAGGUGAAGACAAUUCGCUGUAGGAAAGAUAUGUGAUCCACUCACCAGGAGUCAAAGCUAGACAAAUCCAGUGUAAGCAUAAGGUUCAGUUUUGCAAUCAUAAGGGUUGCCAGCUAAUUAUUAGCUACUGAAUGAUAUAAUAAGCAAGGACUCCAACAUUUGAAGUUGAAUUAGUUCAGGCUUAUGUUUGAGACAAAGUUAACUGCAUAAUAACAAUUAGUGCUUUCUGAAAUCAAAAUCAUUGAACAAGAAAUUCAGGAACAAAACAGGAAAACACAGAAGCUUGUAAUUCAUUUAGAAGGUGUGAGAGCAAAUUUUCUUGUUUGGUUGUUCUUGUUUUGGGAAACCAAGUCCCUUUCCACUAUGAUUGAGACCUUUUACUGCUGGAUUCAAUGAUACAACAGAAAAGAAACAGACAUUAAUGUAAUUAAACACUUUAAUUUUGAUAGCAAAAUUUAAUCCCUUCUGAAAGUCCAUUUAGGACUAGUAAUCAGGCAAAUUUAUUCUCCGCUAUUUUUAAUCAACCAAAUAUAUAUCUGCUUUUUUCAUUCACCAUCAUGCCAGAACAUGGCCUUUAAGUACAGGAGAUGAUAAAGGGCUUGUUUUCAGAUAAAUUUCGAAUGGUCUCUCUGAUGCUGAUCCUGCACAAAGUAUCAGACAAUUUUACAUUGCAACAAUGAAAGACUAAGAAAAGUUUUACUUUAGUCAAUGAAAUUGCUUAUUUCCCUGAAAAAGCCAACUGAGAUGACGUUGUAUAUAAGGACUGCAUGAGGCCAAGUCAAACUGUCUUGUACAGUUGAUUUGCUGUACGUUUAGCAUAUUAAGUUGUACUGUUGUUGGAAAGUUUUGCACAAAGCCACCUUUCCUUUUUACCCAGGGAACCUGGGUCUGGUAGUAUCAAGGUGUACCAAAAAUUGUCUGCUUUUAAUGACUAAAGUUAAUAGUCUUGGUGUGUGACCUGCAAUGUUUCUCAUAGUAUUUCCAUUUUGUGCAGCACCGUGGAAAGAUUCAACUAUGAAAAUGUAAUUUUUGUAUAUUUGGUUGUGUAGUCAUGACUGCCUCUAAGGUGCCAUUAACAUUUUUUAAAAUAAAAAUAUUUACAUUUA
Messenger RNA from Vidua chalybeata, 6643 nucleotides. It is a transcript of the gene TMCC3, whose product is annotated as transmembrane and coiled-coil domain family 3. NCBI's taxonomy places the organism in Eukaryota, Metazoa, Chordata, Aves, Passeriformes, Viduidae. Gene Ontology annotation, cellular component: endomembrane system. The record is from RefSeq and is a predicted model, not a curated record. Bases 205 to 1572 code for a protein of 455 amino acids. The transcript is spliced from 5 exons.